Molecule: messenger RNA, 2386 nt
Organism: Juglans regia (Persian walnut)
Lineage: Eukaryota; Viridiplantae; Streptophyta; Magnoliopsida; Fagales; Juglandaceae
Product: serine/threonine-protein kinase tricorner-like
Exons: 12
Coding region: 407-1981 (524 amino acids)
Biological process (GO): intracellular signal transduction; peptidyl-serine phosphorylation
Molecular function (GO): protein serine/threonine kinase activity; ATP binding
Source: RefSeq, a predicted model, not a curated record
GCACCCAAAAACCCACGCAGAAAGUGUUUGUGAAAAUGACUGACAGAGAAAGAGAGAGAGUGAGGAAUGACAAUAGAAGAGUGUAAUAAAGCGGGCAAUGAACUGGCAAUGGUCUGUUCCUUUAUGUUGCGGUGCUGCUGCUGUUGUUGUUAGCUGUCAGGGGUAUAGAGUGUGAUCCAAGCCAUCGUUUUCCUAGCACGGAGGAAGCAUUUUAAACAGUACCUUGUGCCCCUCUCUUAGUUUUAAGGACACUGAUUCGUUCCCUAGAUCUCUCUCAGCUGAGCUGUAUGCUAGGGAAAAAGGUUUUCUCUCUAUUUCUCACUGCAAAAGCUCGUUGGUCUUUGACGUGGUCCUCUGACUGGGUAAUUUGAAGGUCAGAGAUUGGUUUGGUUGAGGGGGAGGGAAAAUGGACGGUGGCGAUAGGACGGCGAGGUUGGGGGCCCUGAACUUGAAUCCAGAUCGGGCCGGCUUAGACACGGGUCCGGAUGUCUCGGUUUCGUCCCCCGUUACCAGGCAGAAGGCCGCAGCUGCCAAGCAGUUCAUAGAGAAUCAUUACAAGAACCAUCUUCAAGGACUGCAGGAUCGUAAAGAAAGACGUCGAGCACUUCAAAGGAAAGCACAAGAAGCUCAGGCAUCAGUUGAGGAACAAGAAGAGAUGCUGAGGAGUUUGGAGCGAAAAGAAACUGAAUACAUGAGGCUGCAACGACGUAAAGUUGGAAUUGAUGACUUUGAGCAAUUAACUGUUAUUGGUAAAGGUGCAUUUGGUGAGGUCAGGCUAUGCCGUGCUAAAGAUACAGGAGAGAUCUUUGCUAUGAAGAAAUUGAAGAAAUCAGAGAUGCUUAGCCGUGGACAGGUAGAGCAUGUUCGAUCUGAGAGAAACUUGCUUGCAGAGGUUGAUAGUCGGUGCAUUGUAAAACUGUUUUAUUCUUUUCAAGAUUCUGAUUUCUUAUACCUUAUCAUGGAGUAUUUACCUGGUGGAGAUAUCAUGACAUUAUUGAUGAGAGAAGAUAUUCUUUCCGAAGAUGUUUCACGCUUUUACAUAGCAGAGAGCAUUCUCGCUAUCCACUCAAUUCAUCAGCACAAAUAUAUUCAUAGGGACAUAAAACCAGAUAACCUGAUUCUGGAUAAAAAUGGUCAUUUGAAGCUUUCAGAUUUUGGCUUGUGUAAGCCUCUGGAUGAUAAGUAUUCAACAAUAUUACUGGAAGACAAGGGUUUUACCACCCAGGAACCCACACCAGAAACUGAAGAACAUUCUGGAUGUGAUAGAACACCUUGGAUGAUGCCGAAGGAACAAUUACAACGGUGGAAACGUAAUCGUCGUGCAUUGGCUUAUUCAACUGUUGGAACUCUUGAUUAUAUGGCACCUGAGGUUUUGCUCAAGAAGGGGUAUGGAAUGGAGUGUGAUUGGUGGUCACUGGGAGCAAUCAUGUAUGAGAUGCUUAUUGGCUAUCCCCCCUUCUGUUCUGAGGAUGCUAGGGUCACUUGUCGCAAGAUAAUUAAUUGGAAAUCAUGCUUGAAAUUCCCUGCGGAACCAAAAAUAUCAGAUGAUGCUAAGGAUCUGAUAUGUCAUUUAUUAUGUGAUGUGGAGACGAGAUUGGGUACCCGAGGAGUGGAAGAAGUAAAGGCACAUCCAUGGUUUAAAUGCAUUCAGUGGGACAUGCUGUAUGAAAUGGAAGCUCCAUAUAAACCUACUGUUAUUGGAGAAUUAGAUACACAGAAUUUCGAGAAGUUCCCUGAUGUAGAAGGUCCGCCAUCCACAAUACCAACGGUGGGACCCUGGCGGAAGAUGUUGACAUCAAAAGAUACAAACUUCAUAGGAUUUACUUUCAAGAAGUCGGAUAUCCUUAAAUCACUUGAAAGUUCAGGUACAGAUAUGGGAUCAAAUGGACCGUCAAGGGCCCCAUCACUCAUUUCCUUGUUAGGUCGGAUUGACUUGCAAGGAACUGUAAUACCAGAGGAGGAGCAGAAGCAGGAAACCUGAGUUUAUUAAACGUUGUUUUGUCCCCCUUCACAAGAGUUAGGUAUUAUUAUUUUCCUUACAAACAAACAAAGAAGAUCAAGCUACCACACAAGACAGAUUUUGGUUUAGAAUAGCCGCGUGAAAACAUGAAUAAGGUCAUGAUCUUGAGCACAAUUCUUUGUAUCUUCCAGCAGAUGUCUUAAUGAAUAAGUAAUACUGUAAAGCCAAUUUCAGUUCGAAAUGUCUCCCUCAAGAAAAACAAGAAACUAAAGGGUAGUUUAAAUUUUUGUCAGUAUAUUUAAUGUAACAUAGGAUCAGCUCAUUCAAUUUUGUCUGUGAAAGUGGAUAUAUGUUUGCAAGUCAUACUAUUCUUUCAAUGAAUGCUUUGGAGAUUGGUUUGGGAUUAAAGAAGUCUAUCUGGUUGAA